Molecule: messenger RNA, 3191 nt
Organism: Drosophila takahashii
Lineage: Eukaryota; Metazoa; Arthropoda; Insecta; Diptera; Drosophilidae
Gene: asl
Product: chromosome segregation ATPase asterless
Source: RefSeq, a predicted model, not a curated record
AGAAGAAGAAAUAGUUGCCUACAACAACAGCGACUGCGCCUCGGAAAAAUAUUUGAAUUUACGCUCCGGAAAAGAAUUCCAGCGUCGCUUUGGGCGGAUAUGAACACGCCAGGUAUGAGCCUGUUCCAGGGGGCGGACACCCUGAACGUGAACUCCACACUCGAUCGCCAGGAGGAGGAGGAGGCUCUGCAGGAUCAAAAGAGACGCGAACAGGAGCUGGGGCAUCUGCUGGAGAACGCCUUCGACGACCUGGACGAUGAGGAGAACACAAUUGACUCGACGACGAAUUACCCGCCGGAACAGCCGCCGGCUGUCCUGCCAAAUUACCCAGCGCUUUCGCACCAGAUGCCGCUGCAGGAGGAUCCUCAGCAGGCUAACGAGAUACACCGCCUCAAGAUGAUGCUGGAAUCCAAGAGUCACGAACUGCAGAACGUCAACCAGAUCGCCAACGCCGCGCACAAGCAGCUGGAUGAGUUCCAGAAGCGCCUUUCCAUCACGCAGGCCGAGCUGGAGCGCGCCCUGCGGGAGAAGCAGAACACCCACGAGCUGCUGGUGGAGACCAAGGAGAUUUGCUCCAACAAGGAAUGCGACCUGGACAAGAUGCGCUCCGAGAAGAAGCAGUUGGAGGAGGACAACACACGACUAGUGGGACAGUUGGAGAUCACCAAAACCCUGCUGUCCGACGUCCAGUGCAAGUACGACAUGGUGCAGCGGGACAAACACAACCGGGAGGAGCGCAGCGCCGAGUUACGGGUAAAGCACAUCGAAGACACCCAUCGAGCCCAGUGCGAUCUCUUCCAGCAGCAGCUCAUGCAGGUCAAGGAUCAGCUAGAUCGCAAGCAGAACGAGCUGGAUCAGAUUACCUCGCGCUACAAUGCUCUGCAGUCUGGCCAUGAAACCAUGCUGCUGGACAAGGCGGCCAAGAUUAACGAGCUGAGUCAGGCUCUGGAUGUGGCGCAGAUGCGCUGCAACCAAAUGAGCAGUAGGCCCGAUCUAGAGGCAGAGAAUCAUCGACAGCAGCAAUGCAUCAGUGACUUGAAAGCCCGCAUUGCCGCCCUGGAACAAACGGUCGCUUCGCUCAACGAGCGCCUCAACGAAACCACGGCGGAGCUCGACCUUAUGGACUCGCUUAUUCAACAGCAUCAGGCGGAUGAAACGCCCUCCGGGAGGCUAAGCCAAGUGGGUGGAUCCCGCCUAGUGGGUAGCACACCACUGAAUCCCCUAGACAGGGUUAGCCACAUCAAGCAGGAGCUGUAUCGAGCGCUAGCCAAUCUGAAGAACAAGCGGGAGGAGGUGCGGCGCCUGGAGAAGCACCUGGAGGAGCGCAACCAGGAACUGCGUUCGUUGCGCGACCAGGAGAACCAAUCUUUAGUUCAACUAGCAACCUUAAAAGAAGCGAAAAUGCGUCUAGAAAACAAAGUAAAAGCCAUGCAGCAAGAGCUGGAAGAGCAACAGCAGAAAACACAACAGGAAUCGGGGUUACAGGCACAACUGGAUGCCAUAAUAACAGAGAGAGAUGCACUGAAGGAGAAACGCCAACACAUUGAGGAGCAACUCAGGAAUGCCGAGAAGGAUCUAGAGCAACUAAGGCAGCAUCACGAGAGCCUCCAGGGAAAUUAUGAGCAGCUCACACAGGAUAAUCGCCAGUUGCGGGCCCGAGCAACCGCGGACAACCAGCGUUUAGAGCUGGAAAGACACAAGAUACUUUUAAAGGAUUCCCAGAGCGAGGUGGAGAGACUCAAGAAACUAUACGCUGACAUCGCGACAGACAAGGAGACUUUGGAUUACGAGUUACGAAAGCUUAGGGAAUCGGACACGCUCAAGGACUUGCAGGAACAACGCCAGCAACUAGCGACUGUUCAGCGGAAUUUACAGCUGGCUGAGCUUAAGUCCCAGGAGCUAAAGAAGCUUCUGGAAUCGGAAAAACUCAGCCACGAGCGGGAGCUGCAGACUCUGCGCCAGAAGAGCGAGCGGGAGAAGCGGGAGGGGGCCACUGCGGCGGCCAAGGAGAGCUCUGAUAACUGCAGCAAGUGCAUCGAGAACCUGGCAGAGAUUACAAAGUCCGAAAUUCAGCUGUUGAAGCUACAAAACGUAAACUCAAUGCAGGCCAAGGAACUAAAGGAACUGGAACUUGAACUGGAGCAAUCCAAAUUACUGCAGACCGAGAUGCAGGAAAAGAUCGAGCUUUCCAGCAAACAAGACGAGCUUAUUAACGACCUCAAGGAGAAGGCCGUGCAAUUUGAGGCGUACAUAAAACAGCAGGAGGAGUAUCAAAAGAAGAAGUCCACGCCGAGUCCAAAAUCGAAUUCAGACUCCUCGCCGAGCCCAUCACCGAAAGAGCUUACCCAGGAGCGAAUUAAAGCAAUCGAACAACGUGUUCGCGAUGAGAUGGCCAAACUAUUUGCCGCCGAACUGAAGAAGUUCACCUCCCGCCUUCAACAGACCGAAGAGCGGAGCCAGUGCCUCCAAAGGGAAUACCAAGCGGUGUGUGCAGAACUGCAGCAGCGGCAAACGGAGGUGGAUCUGCUCAAGCAAACCAUCCUGGCAGAACGCGAGAACAUUGAUGAGAUUCUAGCCGGCAAGGAUGAAAAGCAGAAGGCAAUGCUGCAAAAGUGCCGCCAGGAGCUGCAAGCAAAGAACCAACGAAUCGCCGAGCUUCUCCACGAAGUGGAGGAGCAGCACGCCAGCAUCGAUUCAGAGAGACAAUCGAUGAAGGCAGUGAUGGCUCAGUGGGAGAAGCAGCGGCAGUCCAUCGACCAGGUGGAGCAGCACUGGCGCCAGCAGCUGGACUCGCUGCGCACCACCCACGAAGAGGCGAUGCGAUCCGCGCAGCAGCGCUAUCAAAGUGCCAAGCGCACCGCGCACAACUACAAGCUGUAUGCCGAGGACAAGGAAGCGCAUAUGAAGCGCGAGUAUGAACGCAUUAAACACGAGUACGACCUGUCGCUGGCCAAGAUCGAGGCGACCAUGAACCAGCACCUAGAGCGGCGGAGUCGCGAAAGGCACCGCGACAAAGAAAACGUGCCGAGCAAUUGCAGCAGCAACCCAACCAGCAGCUCCAAUAAUAAACCCAAAUGCAAUGGUCUCAGCAAAAGCUAGGCAGGGUGAUAGGUAUAAUUUUCUCGUUAGUAAAUUAUCGUUAUUGCAUGCUCCGCCAUAUUGUUCAAACAAAUAUAAGUUGCUAUACAUUC